AUGCUCUUAUCUUUUUGAAGUGAAUCCAAGUGAAUUAUGCCUUUCCUUUUUCAAGAUCUCCACGAUUCAUUCGGCCUUUAUGACUUUCCUUUCAAUCCACUGUCCUCUUUCUCAAUGGUGACCCCCUUUUUUUUUACAUAGACAAAAGAAGCCCUAAAUUUCCAGCCAUCAAAGGACGAUUUGGCCUAAAAGGCUUCUAAUUUUUAUUUGCCUGUAGAAGGAUGAGAGAGUUGGGGCUGAGAAAAUGGCAGUCUCUCUCUCUUGCUGCUGCUUUCUUCAUCGUCCUGAUUUGCAUCCUUCUGUUUCACUCUUCUGAUUUUGUUCGAAGUGGUAAUCGGAGAAGGAUUUUGCUUAAGCCACCAGCUUCCCUCUCAGAAAGAGAAAAAUGGGAUCAAGUUCUGAGGAAAGCGACCAUGCCAGACAGAACAGUGAUACUCACAAUGCUAGAUGAAGCAUGGGCAAGCCCUGGAUCUAUCAUUGACGUUUUCCUACGAAGUUUCAAAGUCGGGGAAGGGACGGAGAGGUUUUUGAAUCACUUGGUAAUCAUACCCAUGGACUCAAAAGCACUUAACUACUGCAGAUCCUUGCAUCCCUAUUGCUUCUAUCCAUCCAUCUUUUCUCAUAAUCUUCGCUUCAUUGCACAAUCUAGAAACCCAAACCACAAUGUGUUCAUUUGGAAAAGAAACUACGUCCUGCUCCAAGUUCUUGAACUGGGUUACAACAUAAUCUUCACGGAUGCAGAUGUAAUGUGGCUCAGAAGUCCACUCUUACAAUUUCAUCCCCAAAAUGAACUCACAAUAUCAUGUGAUUUCUCAAGUUAUAAACGAAGAGGAGGUGACGUGCAAGGUGGGGGACUUUUCUUCCUGAAAUCAACUGCGAUAUCAAUCGAAUUCUUCAAGUACUUCAAUUUCAUGAAGGUUCUAUAUCCAAACUCACGUGUCAACAAGUCCCUCUGUUCGUAUAUUGUGCAGAGUGAAGACGUAGUUGCAGCGUAUGGCUUUCGAGUUCAGUAUGUGAAUACAACUUAUUUCGGUGAAUUCUGCCACCUUGACAAGUAUCAGUUUAGGGAGGUUUAUAGCAUGCAUGCCAAUUGUUGUGAAGAUCUUAGGAGUAAAGUUUAUGACCUGAAGCUUGCUCUCCAUGAUUGGGCCCGCUUCAGAGCACAUUCAUCAGAUAAUUAUACUUCGAAGCCUACGCCUUUCAGGUGGAGAGCUCCAAAUAAGUGUCUGGCAUCACGACAUGAAUAAUUACCCCUAGAUAUUUGCUUCCCAAAGCUUGUCCUUUGCUCUGUUAAUAAAUGCCAGCAUAUAGUUGCAAUUUGCAAAGAAAUAACUUCAAAAUAUGAACAAUGUUUUUUUUUUUUAAACUAAAUCUUAGAUGUGGAUGCUAGACCAUGGCAUUGCAAACAUAGAAAUUGCUGCUUCGUAAAUGAUGAGCUAGUGACAGGAAAUGGUAUCGGCCAUAUUGUUCAUGGU
Molecule: messenger RNA, 1475 nt
Organism: Prosopis cineraria
Lineage: Eukaryota; Viridiplantae; Streptophyta; Magnoliopsida; Fabales; Fabaceae
Exons: 3
Coding region: 222-1247 (341 amino acids)
Source: RefSeq, a predicted model, not a curated record